AUGCCUAUUAAAGUCGCUCAUUAUCCCCUCAACCAACACGGGUUUCGGCGAUACAGCUCAGAAAGAGUCCAUUUCUUGCCACUAUUCUUGACUAACAAAACACAACUCAGCCAUACAUUCAAACUCGAAUCUGGUUCUGGUUCUGGUUCCCUUGUCUAUAAACACACGCGUCUUCCCAUCAACUACCAGGCUCAAAAACUGAACGAACAUUUUCAUAACGACAUAAUCAUUCAGUCAUCAGCCGUUUCUAGUCAGCCGCUUGCAGGUUACUUACACAAGCUGUGGCCGACAACUGCCCAUGCUUUACUCGAUCAUAGUAUGUUCCAAGCAGAAAAACAACAUCCAAGAAUCAUAUCAUCGUCAUCGUCAACAGCAGCAGAAACAAUAGCGCCAUCAACAAUGGCAACAGCGCCUAGGCCUCCAGUGAAUAACAAAAGGAAACAGUGA
Fusarium verticillioides 7600 is the source of this 447-nucleotide messenger RNA. RefSeq lists its product as hypothetical. The record is from RefSeq and is a predicted model, not a curated record. The coding region runs from base 1 to 447 and encodes 148 amino acids. The transcript has a single exon. NCBI's taxonomy places the organism in Eukaryota, Fungi, Ascomycota, Sordariomycetes, Hypocreales, Nectriaceae.